AAAAUGAGGGUGGUUGUAGUGUUAUGUGCUCUUUUGGCUGUAGCCCUUGCGGGUCCAUCCCCCAAUGCAGAUGUGAUAGAAAGUCUCUUGAGGGACAAAGCUUGGGCUAGUAAAUUUUCUACAAAUGUCAUUGCUGAUGCUUUGCUUGAUGUGCCCGGCCUCGUACAAAGGUACAAUUACCCAGUAGAAGUACACAAUGUUCAAACAUCAGACGGAUACAUUUUGACAAUCCAUCGUAUACCCCACGGAAGAGACAGGAACAAUGAGCCUGGACCCAGACCAGUCGUAUUGCUGAUGCAUGGAAUGUUGUCUUCCUCGGCUGAUUAUUUGGUACUUGGACCUGGUAAUUCAUUGGGUUACCUUUUAGCUGAACAAGGCUACGAUGUCUGGCUUGGUAACGCACGUGGAAAUUUUUAUUCUCGUCGCCAUGUGUCCUUAGACCCAGAUAGUAAAACAGAUAAUGAUUUCUGGAAGUUCAGUUGGGAAGAAAUUGGCCUUUAUGACGUCUCAGCCUAUGUUGACUAUAUUCUUGAUAUCACUGGACAAGAGAAACUGCACUACGUUGGCCAUUCUCAAGGAGGAACUGCGUUUCUAGUGUUGAAUUCUUUGAGACCAGAGUAUAAUGAGAAAUUCAUUUCAUUUCAAGGAUUGGCUCCAGCUGCGUUCUUCUAUAAUAAUGAACAUAGUAUAUUUAACUUACUAGCGCCCUAUGAGAAACUUAUAGAGACUACAAUGUUCAGGAUUGGUUUCGCAGAAAUUUUUAGAAGGCAUCCUUUGUUGACAGCCCUGGGCUUAGCUGGCUGCCACGAAGCCUCUCCUUUCCACCCUAUUUGCGCAUCAGUGGCUACUAAUACGUUUGGCAACAUUAAUGCGACAAAGUUACCAAUCCUCCUAGGCCACAGUCCGGCUGGCUCGUCUAUUCGUCAACUAGCCCAUUAUUCUCAAACUAUUAGACGCAACGUCUUUGCUCGUUUCUACCACGAUCCUAUCACAAACUAUCUUAAAUAUGGCAGCUUUACUCCUCCACCUUUUGACAUGUCCAGGGUUACUGUCCCGGCUUACAUACACUAUGGAUUGGCGGACCGAGAAACAAACUUCAGAGACUUAUAUAUUCUAGCUGAUAGAUUAUCAAAUGCUAUCGGUCUUUUUGGAGCAGAAAGAGAAACUUUUACCCACUAUGAUUUUGUUUGGGGAAGUGAUGCUAAAACUGAAAUAUUUGACAGGCUUUUUGAAUUGAUGAGAGCAGCUGAACAAAAUGAUAGUACUUUUGGAAAGAUGGUCGAUAAUAUUGUUAAUUAAGAUGGGGUACAAACAUAUAUUGUUUUG
Hyposmocoma kahamanoa is the source of this 1326-nucleotide messenger RNA. RefSeq names its product lipase 3-like. Gene Ontology annotation, biological process: lipid metabolic process. The coding region runs from base 4 to 1299 and encodes 431 amino acids. The record is from RefSeq and is a predicted model, not a curated record. NCBI's taxonomy places the organism in Eukaryota, Metazoa, Arthropoda, Insecta, Lepidoptera, Cosmopterigidae. The transcript is spliced from 5 exons. Gene Ontology annotation, molecular function: hydrolase activity, acting on ester bonds.